Molecule: messenger RNA, 493 nt
Organism: Pecten maximus
Lineage: Eukaryota; Metazoa; Mollusca; Bivalvia; Pectinida; Pectinidae
Exons: 3
Coding region: 30-335 (101 amino acids)
Biological process (GO): regulation of synaptic transmission, cholinergic; sleep; positive regulation of voltage-gated potassium channel activity
Source: RefSeq, a predicted model, not a curated record
UCAUUCUUUACGAACGGUGGGCGAUAAGAAUGGAAAAAAGGCUCCUUUCUCUCCUUGUCUUGUGUAUCUUCUUCGUCAUUGGUGAAGCAGCUAUCAAGUGCUAUAGCUGCGAUUAUCCUGAUGUGAAAUGUGGAGACAAUUUUGCUUACACACCUUCUGAUGCCAUAGAGUGUGCGGGUAGCUGUGUAAAGCGUAGUGGGAAACGUUCUGAUGGCUCCUAUGAGGUUUACAGGGGGUGCCAUUCACAGACCGAGACAUACUGCCAUGAUGCACAAUACAAUGGAAUGUCGGUUACAGAAUGCUUUUGUAAUGAGGAGUAUUGUAACUCAGGGUAGCAAUAUGAGAAUAUCUACAGGAAGUUUAAUCAUUGCUUUGAUAACAGUUUUCUGUAACCUUUUAUGAUGCCGUGCACUUAACAAGGAAUUUAUGUGGAUUUGGAUUUUUUAUGAGAUCUUAGGUCACAGUUUCAUCAACAUUCCUUACCAGGGUAAUU